Molecule: messenger RNA, 1185 nt
Organism: Vanrija pseudolonga
Lineage: Eukaryota; Fungi; Basidiomycota; Tremellomycetes; Trichosporonales; Trichosporonaceae
Exons: 1
Coding region: 1-1185 (394 amino acids)
Source: RefSeq, a predicted model, not a curated record
AUGAGCCUCCGCUCUGCACCACCACCUCGACGCUCAAGCCACCAACUCCAGCUCCCCGUCUCAUCGUUCAAGCAGCAGCCACCAAGCGCCCUUCCCGGCUCUCCCCGCUCCAACACGCCAACACGCAUCCACUCACCCCGAAGCAAGCACGCCCCUAGUACCAUGCCAUUGGGUGAAGUCGACGGCACUCGCAACGAUGGCGCCCCAGCUGGACGCCGACGCGGCCCCCGUAAGCGUGGAGCUCGCGCUUCAGGCAACGGAACUCCGCAAGACGCUGCUGGCUCGGACGCACUAGACACUGGCGACGAGGACCACCCCGAGCUGUUUGAGCUCCUCGGUGUCGCCCCCAGCCCGGCGCCGAAGAAGGGCCUCUUAAGGCUCAACAAGGAACGCAUGGAUCUCGCGCAAGGCGGCAUGGCCACUUCUGCUCCUGUCUCUGGCAGGGAAGACACUGGAUCAGAGGCCGAACGGCCCGUGACCCGCUCCCAGCGGGCUUCGCAGGCGUCACCUCCGGCCAACAACAAAAAGACGCAGAAGAAGAAGCGGGGCGGAAAGGCGGCUGCCGAGGCUGCUGCGACACCCGACUCGUCUUUUGACGUGACUUCUCUGAGCCAGUCUCUCCCUACCGAGGGCUUCUUUGCCACUGCCAACGGCAAGAAGGCUGACGGCCAGGGCUGGGACAUGCCGCUCGAUGCACCGUCCGCCCCUCAGCCGUUGAACUGGCAGCAGCAACUAGGCGCCGAAGACACGCCUUCCAAGCGCUCGACACGUUCUUCAACUGCCGACCAGCGCCGGCGCGCCAAGGGCAGCACCGCUGUGACGCUCAAGCCCGAGCGACCUACACACGACCGCCGCCAGUCGCUUGACCACCACCCCGCAGCGGCAGCGAUUGCGUCCAUGAUGCCGCGCAACCACUCGGCAGCCGCUUUUGACAACUCUCCCUUCCACACUGGCUACAACGUCCACCGGGCUCCCCAGACCCCGGUGCGGACCGCCGCCAACUCUCGCGCCUCGCCCGUGCCCUCGGGCCUGCCUGGCGUGAUCUCACUCCCGAUCGUGGGCCAGUUCCCGCGCAUCAACCAGGCGAGUGGCGUCCCUCUCGGCGGACCAAAGUACGCCGGGCCGACGUUCCACAACUCGCCCCACUCGGCCUCGCUGCCGAAGCCGGAUCUUGACGAUUUUUAA